Molecule: messenger RNA, 5525 nt
Organism: Schistosoma intercalatum
Lineage: Eukaryota; Metazoa; Platyhelminthes; Trematoda; Strigeidida; Schistosomatidae
Source: the annotation of a GenBank genome assembly
AUAUCUAUUUUGAUUUCAAGGUUAUCCUGGCGUUCUUUAGGAGUCUGAUGUCUUAAAAGGUCUUGGAAAGUUACGUUUUUUAUUAAUAUACAAACCUUCUGUAAAAUGACAUAUGUCGGCAAUCUUGCGAAAGUGACAUGACACAGUCACUAUAUGCUUCACAUAUAUAGAGUGGUUCAAAGAAGCCUACAAUAAAUGUCUUCGAAAAGUAUUGACCUUUUCCAAAAAAAUCAGCAUAUUGUUCUACUUAUCGUAUCAUUUGUAGCUAAUUAAGUAAGCGAAUUUCAAAUUUCGUCAAAAAAUAUUUCCGCCCACUCACCCAGUUUUAAAAGAAAUCAGAGGUCUUUCAGAACUCUAAAUCCCCUCCCCCUACGUAAACGGUUUUGAAAACUCAAUAUAGUUCCGUUGUUUAGCCCUGGUAACUAAACUUAAUUUCGAAUUAUAUCUGGCAUAGGUUUUUUAAUUUCUAAUCAGCUCUUCGCGAUCUUAGCCACCUAAAGAGACCUUGAGAUCAAAUCGUUUUCCUAACAUCUCACUAAGCAUGAUAAUGAAGAACCUGGUAUAGAUAAAUGUCAGCAAACGUUCUCGUACUUUCCAUUGUGACAGCCACCGUUUAUCAAUAAAAUGAUGUUCUUGAACUUUAUAAAAAACUAAGGGACAAAUACACUUGCCUUCUGCCAAGCUUGGAACCUAUUUUAAUUUUUUGAGUUUACUGUCUCUCAAUCCACAGUUAAGGAUUAAAUCCCACCGAUUUUUCUGAGUCAUACUGAUACGUUCAAACGACUGCCUACUGUUAUCCGCCGCUGUUGCUUAUGUUUCCUCUGCUUGAACAUUUUGUCAAUCUAGAAUGUUUUUUCGUAUAGGGCUCUGGUACUAACCAGUAAUUUCUUGUAAAUUAUAGCCUUACAGAUCUUGUUUUUUCUAACAGUAGAUAAAAUUCACGUGCUGAAAUCUAUUUUCGCGUUUGAUUGUUCUAGAACUACUCACAAAUGUCAGAGUUUAUUGUUCCCGUCGCUAAAGCAGAUUUACUGAAGCGUUCUGUUUCCAAUGCUUAUGUCGUAAACGACGUAAUUUCCGUGAGGAAUUUGAGAAAUUAUCUUCCAAAGUCUCAGCGAUCUCUCACAAGUGAAGGCUUCACCUACAUAUUACAUGAGUUCGAUACUUUGUUCUGCGUGUUGCAUGAGUGGCAGAACGUUGACUCAGGAAUUAAGGAGAAUGCUUGGCACAUAGUUCUUAAAGGAUAUGAAGUUUGUGUACGUCAAUUGGGUUCAGCGCUUGAAUCUACACAAACUGGGCAGUCAGUUCUGAAUCGAACUGAAAUGAAUACACAUCGAAAUGCAUUGAAAAUGCAUACAUAUCUAUUAUGUCAGUUUGUUGAUAUGUUUGAAAACGAACUAAAUGCUAAUGCCAAAUCUGCUGUAGGCGCUAAUGCUGGACGUGGUAGAGGAGCAAAAGGUGGUCGUCGAGGUGAUCGUGGACCGUCUGAUUUACAAUUAUGCAUGGAUUGGUUUAUAGAAUGCGAAAAGGCAGUCAGUGCUCUCGACCAAAUUUGUCGUUUAAAAUUGGAUAAACUUUGGGAUCCCCCAGUAGCUGAAGAGGAUUUCAUUAACUUACCAGCUAAUUGUUGUUACAAAUUGCUUGAAGAUCGUGAUAUGGCUAGUAAUGCUAAUAUACGCGCUGCAGUGACCAGUCUGUUGGCCACCUUAGUUCGUCGUUAUGGUCAUAGUAUUGCAUGCUCUGUUAAAUUAGCUCAAUUAUUACAAUGUUUCCCGCAUAUGGUCAAUUGCCUUAUGGCUAUUGUAAGAUCUUUUAUUGAAGAUGAAAAACUAACUGGUGUUGUUCGUGAACUAUUAAAAGAGAUAUGUAGCUACAAUGGUGCAGAUUUAGAGCGUGAUUCACAAGCUUCUCAAAAUUUUUCCAAUUUUUUAUUGGAAGUAGCUCGAACCUAUCCUACUCUUGCUCAAUCAAUCCUACCAUUACUUCGUUGUAGACUUGAUGAAGAACCAUAUCAAAUGAGAAAUUGUGUUUUAGGGAUUAUUGGAGAAAUAGUGCCUAUAUUUGCUAAACGUGAACAAUUGGAUCCCAAUGAACGCGUUCAAAGAGAUCGUUUAAUGGAUCUAUUACAGGAGCAUAUUCAUGAUGUGAAUGGUUAUGUACGUGCAAAAGCCUUACAGAUAUGGCAUAAUAUUGUAGUUCUUGGAGGUUUACCAGUCAGUCGUCAGUCGAAACUAGCCGCUUUAUUAGUUGGCAAUCUAGGCGCAAUGAUGGAUGUAUCUGCUUCAGCAAGAAAAAAUGCUUGUAAAACACUUACAGCCAUGAUAUUACAGUGUCCUGCUGCAAAGCUGACUACAAAUGAAUUACAACAAGUUGUAAAUAAAGAAACGAAACGUCUUGAAAGUUUAGAAGAGUUAUUAAUUCGUCAUAAAACUGUUACUAAACUCGGUACACUUGAUGAAAAUGAAACAGCAAAUAAAGACGACAAUAAUGAUGAUAAUAAUAACGGAAUUAACACUCAGAAAUCUCUAGCUAAAAAGAAAAAGUCUAAACGUAGAAAUUCAAAAGAAUCGAUCGCUGCCAGUGAAGAUAGUGGUCGAAAAAGAUCAUUUCGUCGUCGUGGUCGUCGAUCAAUUGAUUCAGAGGAUGAAGAACAAGCCACUGAUGACGUUGAUGAAGAAGAGGAAGAUGAGGAAGAGAAAAGUGAUGACGAAAUUGACAUAGAUAAUAGUAAUGAUGCAAAUGUUACAUUGUGCCCUACAGCAGAAUUAGAUGCCGCAGCAGCUCUCGAAGCAGCAAUUCAUUCAGCAGCUGCAGUUGCCGCUGGGUCUGUCAAUAAUCUAUCAACUGAAAAUAAUUGCAUUGGUAUUAGAGGUGGUAAUGAUUUAAUGAUAGAAUCAUCUCCAUUGCGUUCAACAAGUGUUGCACAAACACAAUUAACAGCUGAUGUAAUACGUCAACGGGCUUGUGUUGCUUAUCUGUUAGAAACAUCUUCUUUUAUAUUACAUAUUCAAACAGCGAUAAAAGAUUUUCAAUCGAUGCUUUCAUCAAAAACAAUAUCAGAUGUAAUAGAAGCCAUUGAAUUUUUUGUUAUUGCAAAACAAGCUGGUGUUAAAGGUCUAGAGAAUGGUAUACGUCUUUUAUUAACACUGAUAUGGUCACAAGAAGAAACUAUAAAGAAAGCUGUUAUAGAAGCAUGUCAGAAACUAUAUCUCCAACCAGAUUCUGAGGAAUAUUUCAAAUCCGAUGGUACGCUAACUGUUGAAGGCGCUGAUAUAGUUGCAACAAACUUAAGCAAUUUUAUACGUGAUUCAGAAAUUGGCGAUCUAGUUAGUAUGGAACGAAUUAUUCAACAAUUAAUUGCAUCAAAUCAAUUUGAUUCUACCUUAAUUGAUCAUCUUUGGCAAAGAUUUAUUCAGUCAGCUAGUCGAACUGAUAAAGAUAGUUCAGAUGAUGCUAAAUCAAUGUUGCUUAUCAUUAAAAUGAUUGUAAAAUCUGGAGCUAAAGAGAUCAAUCGCCAUCUCGAUACGCUUAUUCGUCACGGACUUGAACCUUUAGACUCAUCAUGUCCUAUUGAUUUAGAACGUGUUAAAUUCACCUGUGAAGUGCUUGGACGAAUGGUUCCAUCAACUAAGUCUGAUAAAUCAGGUGAUAAAUCUUCACUUUUAAAACCAUUUCGAUUGCCUACCAAUCAUGUUUUGUUUACUCGAUUGAAAACAAUUCUUAUUUCUACGGUAUCUCAACCAAAUCAAGUAUUAUGGGUACCAAUGAUGGAACAAGCUAUCAGUAUAAUAUAUGAUUUGGCAGAAGCGCCCGAUUCUAUCAUGUGUUAUCUUCUUCGUUCAACAGCUGAAAAAUUAAUGCAAUUCAAAUCAGUUUUGCCUAAUCCGGUUAAUUCAAAUGAAACUACAGUAGAUAAUAAUCAAAUAUUUGAUAAACUAGUACAGAGUGAUGAUGAUAAUACUGAACAAGAGAAUGUUCCACCAUCAUCUCAAUUGAAGUCAGAUCCAGAUGUGGCAUCAUUGAUCAGUGUCAAUGUACCGGCAUUUCUACUUUCAAGAUUCUUAGCAUUAAUUGGUCAUAUUACUUUAAAACAACUUGUCUUCAUGGAGUCGGCGGUACUGACCGAAUUGAAACGACGUGCUUUAAUUCAAGAAGAUCGUGAUUCAAAAAGAAAGUCAAAAUCCCGAAAAAAUAUCAGGCAGUCAAGGAUGUCAAUGAUGGAAAACUCUGUCAAUGUUUCAUCAGGAAUAACAACCGGUCAACCGAAUGUUGAUGAAGAAUCUGGUCUAGUUGGUGUAGCAGCUGAUGAUACCGAAGCAGAUUACAUACGUCAUAUAUGCGAUCACGAAUUAUUAAAAUCACCUGACCUUGUCUUAAAUCCAUUAUUAAAUUUCGUCACUUAUGUUUGUUCACAUCCGUCAAGAUUUGCAGAUGAAACUGUACAGGCAUCCGCCAGUCUUGCAUUAGCAAAAAUGAUGCUUGUCAACGCUGAAGUAUGUGAACCACGUCUUCAACUAUUAUUUACAAUGGCUGAACGAAGUCAAUCAGAAAUAGUCAGAGCUAAUUUAAUUGUAGCUUUAGGUGAUUUAUGUCGUCGAUUCCCUAACCUCAUUGAACCAUGGACACCAAAUCUAUAUGCUCGAUUACGUGAUACCUCAGCAAAAGUUCGUACAAAUGCAUUGAAUACAUUAAGCCAUUUAAUUUUAAAUGAUAUGGUGAAGGUUAAAGGUCAAAUUAGUGAGAUGACUGUUUGCUUGGUAGAUCAAAUUGACCGAUUGAAUAUUUUAGCUCGUCGAUUUUUCCAUGAAUUAUCGCAGAAAGGAAAUUCAUUGUAUAAUGUUGUACCAGAUAUUAUUAGUCGAUUAAGUGAUCCAAAUAUUGGUGUUUCAGAAGAACAUUUUCGUUCUAUUAUGGAGUUCCUUAUUCCGUUGAUUGUAAAAGAACGUUUGUGUGAAACAUUGGUUGAAAAGCUAUGUGCCAGAUUUCGUACAACGACUUUAGAACGACAAUGGCGUGAUUUGGCUUUCUGUUUAAAUGCAAUGCCAUUCAGUGAUCGAAUGAUGCGAGUAUUAUAUGAAAAUUUACCAGCAUUUGCAGAUAAAUUAUGUGUUCAAGAAGUUUACGCUGCAUUUGAUUCCAUAAUAUCGAAUGUAAAGAAAUUAAUUAAACCAGAUAAUAUGGCUAGACUAGAAGAAUUUGAAACUAAAGUAAAAGAGUUUCAUGAAAAAGGAGUUGCUGAUGAGGCUGCAGUUAGAAGAGCGGAAAUCGCUGCUAAAACGGCUAAACAACGUUCACGUCAUAAUCGUGCAUCUCACAGCUCAAAUGUUACAGUAAAUAAUAAUGAAGUUACCCGAAAAAAUUUACGACGUACUGCAACUACUCGAGCAGCAAUUCAAGAAAGUGAAGAUGAAGAAGAUGAUAAUGAAAUUGGAAAAAUUUUACCUGUCCCUGAAAAAAAUACACGUACUACUCGUGCUCGUGCUCGAACAAGGAUUGUUUUUAGUUCUGAUGAUGAAGAUAAUGAGUAA